Messenger RNA from Condylostylus longicornis, 990 nucleotides. RefSeq names its product trypsin-1-like. The record is from RefSeq and is a predicted model, not a curated record. Lineage: Eukaryota; Metazoa; Arthropoda; Insecta; Diptera; Dolichopodidae. The coding region runs from base 50 to 820 and encodes 256 amino acids. Gene Ontology annotation, biological process: proteolysis. The transcript has a single exon. Gene Ontology annotation, molecular function: serine-type endopeptidase activity.
UUAUAGUUCUGUUCUUUAGUUGUUCUUUAUUUUAAAUUAAAAGAAAAAAAUGUUGCGCUACACUAUUUUUUUAAUAGUUGGAUUUAUAACAAUAAUUCGAGGUUAUGAUUUACCUAAACCAUUCCUUGAUGGUCGUAUUGUUGGUGGUGUUCAAGUAAAUAUUUCGGAAAUUCCAUAUCAAAUUUCAUUGCAAUAUUAUAAUAGACAUAUUUGUGGUGGAUCAUUAAUUGCUAAAAAUCUUGUAUUAACUGCUGCUCAUUGUACAGAUGGUAGUUCUCCAUCAUCACUUAGUGUUCGUAUUGGAUCAUCAAAACAUGCAAGUGGUGGUAUACUUGUACAAGUAGAAAAUAUUCAUCAACAUCCAAAUUUUAGUUAUUCAACAAUUGAUUGGGAUUUUUCAGUUUUAAGAUUAUCAAAUUAUAGUAACCAAAAUUUAACAAUUGGUAUUGCAAAAUUACCAAAACAAAAUGAAAAAGUUCCCGAUGGCACUAUUGUUAGGGCAUCCGGCUGGGGUAAUACGCAAAAUCCACAGGAAUCAAAUAGUAAUUUAAGAGCUGUUCAAUUACCAAUUGUUAAUCAAGAUCAAUGUAAUAAAGCUUAUAAAGCAUAUGGUGGUGUAACACCAAGAAUGAUUUGUGCUGGACUUAAAGAAGGUGGAAAAGAUUCUUGUCAAGGUGAUUCUGGUGGUCCAUUAGUACUUAAUAAUACAUUGAUUGGAGUUGUUUCAUGGGGUUACGGUUGUGCGGUGGCGGGUUAUCCUGGAGUUUAUGCACGUGUUCCUGCAGUAAGAGAUUGGAUUCGACAAGUUUCUGGUGUUUAAAUAAUAAUUUUUAUUUAUAAAUCUAUUCCUGUUGUGGUUUCUACAUAAAAUAUGUUUAAAAAAUAUAUAUUAAAGAAUAUGUUAUGAAAAUUUUUUUAAUUGCUAUUUAUGUGAUUGUGAAAAAUUGUGAUUAAGUAUGAGCUAACUACCGACUUACCUCAAAAUUAAAA